Molecule: messenger RNA, 2847 nt
Organism: Hemibagrus wyckioides
Lineage: Eukaryota; Metazoa; Chordata; Actinopteri; Siluriformes; Bagridae
Gene: tsga10
Product: testis specific, 10
Exons: 20
Coding region: 99-2552 (817 amino acids)
Source: RefSeq, a predicted model, not a curated record
GCAGCUCGCAGAGACAUCAAGUGAGGUUUUUAGGGGGGAAAAAAACAACAACAGAAAGGAUUCUUGUCAUAAAAGCAUUUUAAAAUUUGCUUGUUUCUAUGGCAGAAUUAGCUAACAAAAACAAUGAAAAGGCUGAUGAAGGAGUAAAGCAGGGUUUGAGAGCAGAGGAAGGUCAGCAGGGGGAGCUGUCAGACCACAGACCAACACAAGUGGACAAACACAGCGAAGUUGAGCAGACUGUUGGUGAGAAUAUAGACCAGAAUAUUACGUCACAGGACCAUACUGCCAAAAUCAUCCCUUCUCCCACCAAAGAGGACAUAAAAACCGAGUCUCCACAGCUGGAGGAGGAUGACCAGCAGAGCCAGCUAAGCUCUGAGGUGGAUCAGAAGCAAGAUAUCCAGACUCUGCUCAAGCAGCUGCAGAGUGAACGGAGUGAUCUGCUCUCACAGGUCGAGAGUCUGUGUCUCACAGAUAGUGCACAGGUUAAAGACCCCACAGCACCGUGUGGCUCUUGCCAUCACUGCACUUUGCGCAGUUUAGAGGAAGCUGAAAGAAUGAAGAGCGCCCUAAAGUCCCGGAAAUCCACCAGUCCUAUUCGGCAGCCCCCCGUGAAGGGAGGAACAUUAGACUCGGAGCUGAUAAGAGCGCUGAGAGAAAGGGACGAGAUGCAGAGUAUGCUGGAUAAGUACGAGCGUCACCUGUCUGAGAUCCAAGCCAACGUCCGGGUUCUUACGGCCGAGCGGGACAAGACCAGAAUGCGCUAUCAACAGGCUCAGUUAGAGAUCGCAGAACUUCGACGUGAGGUGCUGAGAUCAAAGACAUCCCAGGGAUCCAAAUACAGCGCAACAGCUCAGAGUAUGCUGAAACGCCUGGAGGCAGAGAGAGACGAGACAAUGUCCAACCUUCACUGCAUGAGCACAGAGAGAGACAGCCUGAGAGAGAGACUCAAGAUCUCUCAGGAGACGGCGAUUAGUGAGAGAGCUCACUUGGAGCAGAGGGUGGAGGACCUGCAGAGUGCGUUACUGACGCUGGAGCAGGAGCGAGCUGAACAGAAGAGCAGACAGGUACAGAUGAGGGAGGCCAUGAUGAGUCUUGAGGAGCAGGUGAACACGCUCGGCAGAAAGCUCGCCGCUACUGAGGGUGAACUCAGCUGCCUCAAAAAUGAAUGCAGCCUGCUCAGGAUUUCUAACACACAGACAGAGUAUACUCUGAGCGAGACUCAGAAGCGGCUGGUUAACAGGAUUGGAGAUCUGCAGCGAGUGCAGAAAAAGAAUCAACAGCUGGAUGAAAAGAACAAUUCUUUGCAGAAGGAGGUAACGGUUCUCAAAGAGGAGCUGAAUGGGCUGCAGAGCACUGUGUCUGAACUGAACCAGCACAGAGAUACUCUACAGGAACAGUUGGAGAGAAAGAAUGACAAGCUCUGCUCCGCUAACAAAGAGCUGGAGGAUAAGGAAAACUCCAUUCACAAUAUGAACCUACAGAUUGAAGAUCUGGAAGCUACUCUAGAAGCUGUGAAGGAGACAGUAAGCAGCAGGGAUCGAGAGCUGGACGUGAUGAGGAGGAAGCUGUUGGAUUCAGGAGAUGAGCUGAAUGCCGUGCUGAAGCUCAAAGAAGCAAAGCUGAGAGAUAACACGCAGCUCAGGGACGAGCUGGACCGAGUGUGUCUAGACAACAAGGCUUUGCAGUUUAAAUUAGAUGAAGCAGCUUGUGAGAUUGAGGUUUUGGAGAGGAAAGUGAAAAACUACGUGUCUGACAUCUCCAGUAUUGAAGACCUGCUGUCCUCCAAGGAGCGAGAGUGUAAGGAGCUGCAGGAUUGUCGGAUGGAACUGCGAACCUCGGAUUCAGAGAAGCAAAGACUCAAAGACAGAGUAGAGAGUCUGGAGAGCAGUCUGCAAGAGGCUAUUGGUGCUGAGCAGAGCUGCAGUGCUGAGCUCAAACAGCUGAAGUCCACGCUUGAGAAACAGGAAGAAGAGCUGCGGCAGAUGCAGAGCAAGCACCUUCACACACACCAUGACUUGGAGAAGACCCGCGAUCUCUGCGUCAAACUGGACUCCGGAAAAGAAGCGGUCCAGCAGGAGCUGGAGUCGUGUCGCUCUGAGCUGGAACUCCUGAGAAAGCAGCUAGCUAUAGAGCGAGAGAGAGAAUUACACACACAUUUCAGCUCUCAGGAGAGGCUUAUCGAGAUCCAGCUGCUCAGGGACAAACUCGCUGUAUCUGACAGCAAGAUGAGCACUCAGAGCAGAGAAAUGGCUCAGUUAAGGACCCGGUCCACACUGUUAGAGGCUGAUCUCGAGGCCACACGGAGGCAGCUGAACAUAGAGCGAGAGGAAAGGGAACGUGCCGUGAAGGAGCUACGCAGACUUGGACUCUCAUCAACCUUUUCUUCUCCCAUCUUGUCCUCCACACUGCGCACUCCUCCCUCCCCUGUCCAUCACUCCAUCAGCCCUCACAUGUCCUAUUCACCCGAGCGUUCGCCUCACGCCACUUCUGACCACCUGCCGCUGAGACGCUCACCUGACAGGAGUGUGACUUUCAGAGACCUGUAUGACUAAGCAGACGUGGACUGGACAGCUUCAGAAGCACAAACAGUUGUACUGUGAUGCCACUAUGUGCCUGCUGUUAUAAAUAAAGCAUUUAUAUUUGAGUCCAUUUCAUGUGAGUCACUCUUGGAGCCAUAUUAGCAUUAACUGAAUAUCUAACGAUUAUUCAUAUAUGAAUGAUGACAAUGUUUUGAUUCAAUGGUGCUAGAUUUUUACACAUUUUUAUGCUAUAUGUAUUCACAUUUACAAUCCAUCUUUGUCUGCUGUCUUGCAUUAAAGCUAAAGAUGAUUCGUUAAAAUGAAUUAU